UGGAUUACUAGGUUAGGCUUAGAAAUUAGGAUUUCUCGAGGCAAUGACCGGUGGAUUGAAAUGUUGAGGGAGUUAUAGGAUAGAUUUGGUAACUAAAUAAAUAUGUGUUUCAUUUAAACUAAUAACCAAACAUCAAAGUUAUUAAAAUUUAAAAUUGAACCAAUCAAAUUUAAGAUAUUAAUUGAAUCAAAUCGAUUGAAAUAUUCAGACUAAGUAUGUUGUUUAAAUAUGUUAUAUCAGAAGGCCAUCUGCACUUGUCGUUCACCUCAGCUCAGAGAGAGAGAGAGAGAGAGAGAGAGAGAGAGAGAGAGAGAGAUAGAGAUGGGACUGGAAUGUGUGGGAAGUCUGGCAAUUCACAUCAUCUUGUCGAAGCUAAGCCCGGGAGAGGUGGCCGCCGUUUGCUGCGUCAGCCACGACUUUAGGGUUUGGGCGUCGGACGAUUCCCUCUGGUCCAAGUUCUGCUUCGACGAUCUCGACCUGAUCGCACCUCUCGAUCCUCUCGGCAACCCCGCCACUUCUUUCAAGGAAACUUAUCAAAUAUGGCAACAAGCUUUUGGUGGAUAUCCUUGGCCCCUUGUUAAACGAGUAAAAAGAUGUUGGGAUACGCUGAAAAACUGGUUGGCCACAAACUUCCCGGAGGCUGGAGCUACACUGCGAAAGGGUGCAUCAGAAGCUGAAAUCAAUGAGUUGGAGAAUAGUUUGGAAGUAAAAUUGCCCCUUUCUACAAGGCUCCUUUAUCGAUUUUUUGAUGGUCAAGGCCUAAAUGGAGAAGGAAGUAUGCUUGGCCAUUCAUUGGGCCUAAUAGGGGGAUAUUCUUUUUAUGCACACUUAGUGAAUGUCUACUUGUUACCCUUGUGUGAGGUUGAGCUGGAAACAAAAGAGAUCAUGCAUCAUCUGGAACUUUCAUGCAGAUCUAAGUAUAUUCUUGUGGCUUCUUCUUCCACAAAGAUUGGCAAGUUCUUCUUCCUUGACUGUACCAGUGGUCAACUUUAUGUUGGUACCAGGAAUCUUUUAACAUAUGGAGAAAUGAUUCCGUGUGUCCCAAGUGCAUUGAUAGGUUCAGUUCAUGAUUGUAGUGGUCAUCAACAACAAGAUGCAAUGCUUUUGUGGCUGGAAGAACAUGGGCGUCGCUUACAAAAUGGCAUUGUUAAACUCCGUGAAGAAAAAGAAACCAGAAGUAUCAAUUUGUUCCCAGAAGUGUUUCCGCUCUGUUCUACUACAGUAACUCAUGGUGUUCAGGUACGUGCUUCUGCUGUGUUUGUUCCAGAGUCAAGUGACCUUCAAUAUGAAUUUGGGAUGUGUGAAUUUGCUUAUUCAGUCCGCAUGUGCCUCCUACCUGAGAAAUGUAUAAUCAAUGGAAUGUCCUUCAACUCUUGCCAAUUGUAUUUGAGGCAUUGGAUUAUCCAUGAUAAAGAUCCUAUAGUACAUCAUGUUCAUGGACAAGCCGUGAUAGGAGAGUACCCACUCUUAUGUGCAGGCGAGAAAGAAUUUGUUUAUGAGAGUGGCACACCUUUACAUACUUCUCGAGGUUCCAUUGAAGGCUCCUUCACAUUUGUCCCUGGCAGAUUGGACGACCCAAAAGGAGAACCAUUCGAGGUCGAAGUGGCACGUUUUCCCCUCCAGCUGCCGGACUAUAUUUUUUGAUGAGCUGUUGUGCAAGCUGUAAUUUCUCAAAAUUUCAAGACAGGCCUGCAUUAUGCUGCUCUUUUUAAUUGCUGUGUUGAAUUUAUUUUCGCCACCGAAGUGAAUAACCCUGUUUAUUGUUCCUGUUAUGCCUGUGUAAAUAUUCGUAUUUUGCUCCUGUGGUCUCUGAAUUGGUAUUAAGAAACUAUUAGGGCAGCACAAAAA
This is a messenger RNA of Malania oleifera, 1848 nucleotides long. RefSeq names its product F-box protein SKIP16-like. The record is from RefSeq and is a predicted model, not a curated record. The transcript has 5 exons. Gene Ontology annotation, molecular function: protein binding. Lineage: Eukaryota; Viridiplantae; Streptophyta; Magnoliopsida; Santalales; Ximeniaceae. The coding region runs from base 229 to 1644 and encodes 471 amino acids.